Amphibalanus amphitrite is the source of this 1440-nucleotide messenger RNA. Its product is annotated as gamma-glutamyl hydrolase-like. Gene Ontology annotation, cellular component: vacuole. Gene Ontology annotation, molecular function: gamma-glutamyl-peptidase activity. Bases 194 to 1135 code for a protein of 313 amino acids. Gene Ontology annotation, biological process: tetrahydrofolylpolyglutamate metabolic process. The transcript has a single exon. The record is from RefSeq and is a predicted model, not a curated record. NCBI's taxonomy places the organism in Eukaryota, Metazoa, Arthropoda, Thecostraca, Balanomorpha, Balanidae.
GUUACUGAACCGACCUCAGAGCUCUGCUCCUGCCUCUGAAACGUCAUUUGCUGUCUAACUUACAAACACAGAUCCCAUCCCGAAACCCAGAGACCAAGCCCCGAGACCAAGAGACUCAGCCCCGAGGCACAGCUCCGAGACCCAGAGACCCAGCUCAGUGACUAGAUCCCCACUUGUUCUCCCUCCCGUCGCGAUGCUGUCCGCUCUAGUUCUUCUCUCACUCGGCUCGCUGGUGGCCGGGCACGACCGUCCCAUCAUCGGCAUCCUGGCGCAGGAGACGACUCCCGACAUCGACGGCUUCUUCCCGGAGCUCAACUACACUAGCUACGUGCAGGCGUCCUACGUACAGUUCGUGGAGGCGGCCGGCGCUCGCGCCGCGCCCGUCUUCAUCCAUCGCUCGCAGCAGUACUACGAGGACAUGUUCCGCCAGCUGAACGGCCUGCUGCUGCCCGGAGGGAACAGUCUGCUCGGGUCGUCUGGGUUCGGCUCGGCCGCCAGAGCGUUCUGGGAGCUGGCGCACGACCACCCGGAGGUCUACUUCCCCAUGUGGGGUACGUGUCUGGGCCACGAGGAGCUGGCUUACCUGGCGGGUGGGCACGGGGUCCUGGAGCUGUGUGAUGCCCAGAACCAGCUGGUGGCCGUCCAGUCCGACUCGACGCUGCUCGAGAGCAGGAUGUUCGCUAACGCCACCCCGGAGCAGGUGGCGCUGUUCACUGACGAGCCCAACGUGGUGAUGUUCCACUCCAAGUGCGUGCGGCCGGGGGCGUUUGCACGUCUGGCUCCCGAGUACCGGUCGGUGGCCACAGCCGUGGACCGGCACGGCCUCGAGUAUGUGGCCAUCCUGGAGCACCGUGAUCUGCCCAUCUACGGCACCCAGUUCCACCCGGAGAAGGCGGCCUUCGAGUGGUCCACGCUGGAGCGCGUCGACCAGAUCUCGCACGCGCCGUCGGCGGUGUCCGCCUCCCAGUACCUGGGUGAGUUCCUCGUCUCGGAGGCGCGCCGCAGUGAGAACGUGUUCACCAGCGGGGCGGAGGAGGAGGCGGCCCUCAUCUACAACCACCAGCCGUACUUCACGGGCUCCCGCGGCUCCUCCUUCCAGAUGUGCUACUUCUUCGACGACUCCGACUUCAUGUAAUUACCCGGAAUGGAAGUUUUGUCACCCCGAUCUCUAUUUUGAUGGUUUGUGGGCUGAUUGGAGCAGAUCUUAAUUUUAGUUUAAGCGUGUUGGGUUGCUGUAACGGCUAAACAUUUUUAGCAGGUUUUGCCCUUCUUACAUGUCAUUAUGCUUGGGACGAUAGUUUAGAAGUCUAUUCGCAAUAAGGAUAUAUGUGUGAAACCAAUGUUCCUUAUGCGUGGCAUGAACUCCGGUGACGUGGGUAUUGUCUAUGUUGCGUCCCGCUCUAUACAGACGCAUAGUUGACUACCCGGGAUUUACAUCGC